Oldenlandia corymbosa var. corymbosa is the source of this 1987-nucleotide messenger RNA. NCBI's taxonomy places the organism in Eukaryota, Viridiplantae, Streptophyta, Magnoliopsida, Gentianales, Rubiaceae. The record is from the annotation of a GenBank genome assembly.
CAAUAAUUAUAAUUUGGCACUUCCUGUCCCAAAUAUCAUCUUUCUUGGGACAUAACGGGUAUUAUGACUCCCGGAAAAAGUAUCAUUCUAUAUAUCAUAACAUUGAGAACAAAACGUACACGCUAAUUUUUGUGAUUUCUAUAUUUUACAUUUACAAUUUUACAUUACUUUCAGAUAUGUAAUACAUCUUCCUUUUCGAUAUGAUUAUUAAAUUUAAAAUUUUAUUUUCAAUACAAAUUAUACUAAAAGUAAAAAUUUAAACUGUACAAUAAUGUGUAACAAAUGGUAUAGACGCGAUAUGGGGCGGGAAUUUCGAAGAAAUUAUAUCAAUUGCUUUCGACAAUCACGUUCUCACUUUUUUAACGAAUCUUUUUCUGUCAUCGACUUAAAAAUAUCUAAAUCUUGUAAUGGUUGAUAAUUAACCAAGGAUUUAUCCAUCUGAUCACUAAAAGCCGCCAUUAACUAUCCGGAUACAUGUCUCACCAAUCGCCGAAAGAAUUAAUCGUAUGAUGACGUCUAAACCUUCCUCCCAAGGUGUUGAAAGACUUCCUUUUAGGCCAGAGGGCUACAACUUUUGGACAUGGCGAGGAAGAAACAUACACUAUGUUGUGGAAGGAGAAGGGACCCCAAUUGUUCUACUUCAUGGACUCGGUGGUUCUGCAUUUCAUUGGAGGUAUAACAUCCCAGAAUUGGGUAAAAGGUACAAAGUUUUUGCCUUGGAUUUACUGGGUUUUGGCUGGAGCGAGAAACCAAUCAUCGAUUAUGAUGCUUUAGUCUGGAGGGAUCAGGUUGUGGAUUUUGUGAAGGAGGUUGUCCAAGAACCAGCUGUUUUAGUAGGUAACAGUCUUGGAGGUUCCACUGCUUUAUUGGCAGCAACAGUGUUGCAAGACCAAGUCAGAGGAGUUUCAUUAUUGAACACAGAUGGAGUAUUUGGGGAUCCCAAAUCCGACGACAAAGAAUCUGAUGACUCAUUUUUGCACAAAUAUAUUCUGACUCCGUUUGAAGGAGUUUUUCGGCUUCUAUGCCUUGGAUGUGUGUUCUGGCCGUUGAAGCAGCGAUGGAGUGUUAAAUGUCUCUUAAAGACUAUUUAUAAAGAUUCGUCAAACGUAGAUGACUAUCUCAUUGAUUCAGUCACGAUGCCAGCUGCUGACCCGAAUGCAGGCCAAGUGCAUUACAACGCAUUGAGAAGAUUCUUUGUGGACCAGAAGAAGUACACACUUAACAGUGUCUUGACCCGACUCUCAUGUCCACUGCUAUUGGUUUGGGGUGAAUUGGACACAUCGAUUCCGCCAGCCAAGGCAGUUCGUAUCAAGGAGUUCUAUCCGAAAACCACCAUUGUUUUGGUACAUGCUGGGCAUUGUCCCCACGAUGAGGCUCCUGAACCUGUCAAUAGGGCUUUGUCAGAUUGGGUUUCGACUUUGACAUCUACAACAAUUGGAACACCAUGAACUCCCCGAGUUACGCAAUAAUACUAUGCAGUUAUAGACCAUAGAGCAUUGUCAAAUGGAUGUACUGUUGGUGAGUCCCCGUUACCGUAGUUUGAUCUUGUUGAUCAUGAACUAUGAUAAAUACUCCCCCGCCCCCAUUGCUUAAGGUUAUCAAAAUGUUUCAACUGUCAACUUUUGUCAACAACAUCGUCGUGUGGAUCGUCGGGCUAUUGAAUCCAUUCAUUCACUGAACAUGUGGAUAGUGAACACGCCAAUUUGCGCAAGUCCACAAAAGUUUUUGUGGAAGAAUAUUGCAUAUCGUCGAGUUAAGCGUUGGCAUAAAUAUCUCGACUAAUAAGUCGACGAAAUUCUUCGAGUAGAAUUUCAAAUUUCGUCGACUUGAGUUCGGCCUAGAAACUCGACGAAUAAGUCGACGAAUGUCAUUGUAGAAGGAUUUCAACCCUCGUUGACUUAAGAGUCCGCCUAAAUAACUCGACGAUUAAGUCGACUGAAUAUUUUGUAGAAGAAUUUUACAUCUUGUUGGCCUGAGUAAGUCGAUG